AUGGCUACAGAUCUCCUGCUCAACGACCUGGACACCAAGUUCUGUGCAGAUAACCUGCUGACCAGCGAGGAUUGGGACACUGGCCUGUACAAUUAUGGAGAUGUCCCGGAUGACUAUGGGGAGCUGUUUCCGUCGGGGUUUAAUGCCUACCCUCUGCACUUGUAUGACAGCCAGAUGGAUGUUGAGUCAUGUUCCGUAUCCUCCUCUCUGGACGAGAUCCAUGGCGUGAACUUGUCAGACCUCUUAGUAAAGGCAGAACCAGCUUCUCCCUUUUCUUCGUCAUCGUGUGACUCCUCAUCCUCCUGCGAUGGUCUAUACACAUCAUCCUUAGAAAGUGUCGGGACCUCUGUAAAAGUAGAGCUACCACCAUCACCCCCAUGUCCAACCCUGGAUCCACCUACCACCCCCUGCGGCACAUUACAAAUAACUCUUCUCCCUGUGUCACCGACUACAGCUACGGCUGGAUGUCUCCCUAAAUCCAACAGUUUCCUGUCUAAGAAACCGACAUUACAACCCAGGCCUGCUCCAGGAACCAAACCAGCUCCUUCCCCAAGCUCUGCACCUCACGCCAUCAUCCUGCACCCGGUGACCAGCUCCCCUCCAGCAAAACACUCACCACCUCUCACAGCAUCCUCCCCACCUGUGUUGGUGCCUCAGCUCCUGACCGUACACAAUGGAGCGACUACAACAUCACCCAUUAAAUCUGAAGCCAAAACCAUUGUGCCUGCCCCGAGCACUGGCAAAAGCAGCCCCACUGAGGUGGACCCUAAACUCCUAAAGAGACAACAGCGUAUGAUCAAGAACAGAGAGUCAGCGUGCCAGUCUCGGAGGAAGAAGAAGGAGUAUGUGCAGGGGUUGGAGGCCAGACUGCAAGAGACUGAGAGACAGCUGGAGAAUGCUCGAAGGGAGAACAGAGAACUGCGGGAGACAGUGCAGCAUCUAAUGAGAGAGAACACCUCGCUGCGCAGCUCCUCCGGGAACCGGAAAGUAGUAUGUGUGAUGGUUGUACUUCUGUUCCUUGCAUUUAACUUUGGGCCAACAAGUCUCAUACUCAGUGUACAGGAGUCGCCUGUGAAAAGUCCAGAAAUCUCCAGCAAUGUUCGGCAUUUAUUGUCUUACAAAAAUGAAGAUGAACCAUCAGAGCGGCCACAGCCGAAACUCUACAUCCCAAGGCCGACUAAACCGAAGAGCACUUACAGUAACACUAGCAGGUCUCUGGCAAAUGUGGAACACCUGAUGGUUCAUGACUUGGAUCAGCUUUUCCUGGCAUCCGACUGCAGGCACUUUAAUCGCACAGAGUCCCUCCGACUAGCUGAUGAGCUCAGUUUGUGGAUUCGUCGACAUCAGAAUGAAAGGAAGUCAGGAAAACAUCCUCCCAAAAAAGCAGAGGAAAAAGAGGAAUCCUCAAGUACGAAGCAACGUGGGUUUAUCCGACCUGAUUCCAGCUCAGAUGUCCAGAAUCCAGUCGCACAGGAUAGCGAACACUCCUCUGCAGCUGUAUGGUCCUCAGGAGCACAGUGAUCAUUUUCUGAUGGAUGCUAUUGAGAGACGGGAAGACACCUUCUAUGUGGUCUCAUUCCGGAGGGAUCACCUUCUUUUGCCGGCUAUAAGUCACAAUAAGACAUCCCGGCCGAAAAUGUCUCUGGUGAUGCCAGCCUUGCCUGUGAACGACAGUGUGUACAACAACUCCCAAGGCUACGAGACCAUGAUGCAGAUAGACUGUGAGGUUAUGGACACCAGGGUCAUCCAGAUAAAGUCUUCUACAGUCCCCCCUUCUCUGCGCACACACCUCACAGUCCUCCUCCACAGCAGGGGGCUUCACGCGGGAACCUCUCGCUUUAUUUACAGGACCAAACGGCAGCGGAAGAUGGGCAGAACUGA
Messenger RNA from Staurois parvus, 1881 nucleotides. NCBI's taxonomy places the organism in Eukaryota, Metazoa, Chordata, Amphibia, Anura, Ranidae. The record is from the annotation of a GenBank genome assembly.